AUGUGGCCUCCUUUGCGCCACAUCGAAAAGGAAGCAAUUUCAUCAAAAGUCAAAAGCUACAUCGAUGAGCUCCGCUUAAUCCCGUCGCCAAAAGCCUAUUGCAGCUUUGGCAACAAACCUCUCCGCGAGCCUAUCUUCUGGACCGGGUUUGGGGUCGAAAACCAAGGACUCGAUGGCCCAUUCGACUCGGAGUCGGACCUGAAUGAUGCCGUUAUUAAGAAGUGCCUAAGUUCAGAACACCUGAAGGGAAAAGCAGACUUCUUCAAGCGUCACUUGCCACUCAUUUUGGGCAGCCAUCCUCCCGUCCUCACCCAUGGAGACUUGCAGCGGAAGAACAUCUUGGUCCGGAUCAUGUCCGAUUUGGAUAUCGAAAUCACCUUCUUAGAUUGGGAAAUUGCAGGAUGGUAUCCUAGCUACUGGGAAUACGCUCGUGCAAUCCUUGCUUGUGGCCGGUUCGAGGAUGAUUGGAAUUGUUGGGUUGACCGAUACUUGGACCCAUUCCCGAACGAGUGGAUUUGGAUGCAUACUCUGAUGCUGGAACUGUGGGAGCGGCAACAGGCCCUAUUUGAGGCCAGGCCACAGGGAUCGCCAAGCAUUGCUCAGGAUUGUGCCGAGGCAUUCGGAGCGGAUAAAAGUUACCACUGUCCGGCUUACUUUCCUAAUCACUAUUCAUCAACCGUGGUAACUUGGGAAAUGCCGAAGCUCAUUCAGGGAUCAACUGCUAGAAUAAUCAUCACCGGCAAUCGAGCUGCCAAAAUAUAUAGCGGCAACGACGAGAAUUUCAUCCGAGAAUGCAACGUUUUGCGGCGACUAGGCAAGCAUCCAAAUGUGGUGGAAUUGCUUGAUGUCCAAGACAGAACAAUUGUUCUGCAGGCGGGACGAUGUCUGCGAGAUAUACUAAGAGAGGGCGACAUCUCAAAUGAACAGCAAGAAAAAUGGCUCAGUGGACUUGCCCGUGGUUUGCAGCACAUGCAUGACAACAACGUCCUCCACGCCGAUCUCAACGCUGCCAACACUAUUGUCUCCGGGGAUGAUGUCGCCAUGUGGAUUGACUUCGGUGGCUCUCAAAUUGACGACCAAGAAGCAUUGGCGAACUAUGACGAGUACAGUUAUCGACCCCCAGAGUAUCCGGAUCCUCCUGUUAGCCGAGCAACUGAUAUCUUUGCUUUUGGCUGUACCGUGUUCGAAAUCGAGACAAGCGCACCGCCCUUCUACAACGAGACUAAGCACAUGUCGCAGGACGGAAGAAUGUCAUACGUGGAGGACAUGUGUCGCCAACGACUCUUUCCAUCCGUGGAAAAUCUACGCUUCCGCCCCAUAAUUACGGGUUGUUGGCAGGGACGAUACGAGUCGAUGAGCGAUCUGAAACAAGAUUUGAAUUCCAUCGGUGUACAGCGAUCCCAGCCAUUGUCAUGGUAUUAUUUCCCAGCUAUGAGGACGGCAAUUCGGAACGGUCUCGGGCGACUUUGGGCCUUCUGCGCAGAGCAGUUGUUGAGGGAAACUCGUCAAUUUUUGGGAGAAAGGAGUGGCUGA
This is a messenger RNA of Exophiala xenobiotica, 1533 nucleotides long. RefSeq lists its product as uncharacterized. The transcript has 2 exons. Lineage: Eukaryota; Fungi; Ascomycota; Eurotiomycetes; Chaetothyriales; Herpotrichiellaceae. Gene Ontology annotation, biological process: protein phosphorylation; mitotic DNA damage checkpoint signaling. Gene Ontology annotation, molecular function: ATP binding; protein serine/threonine kinase activity. The coding region runs from base 1 to 1533 and encodes 510 amino acids. Gene Ontology annotation, cellular component: cytoplasm; nucleus. The record is from RefSeq and is a predicted model, not a curated record.